Molecule: messenger RNA, 4708 nt
Organism: Castor canadensis (American beaver)
Lineage: Eukaryota; Metazoa; Chordata; Mammalia; Rodentia; Castoridae
Gene: Scand3
Product: SCAN domain containing 3
Biological process (GO): DNA integration
Molecular function (GO): nucleic acid binding
Source: RefSeq, a predicted model, not a curated record
UCUGAGCUCAGAUGUGGAAUCUGUGAGUGAGGGGAGGGUUCUUGCGCGUAGCCUCCUUUUCAGGCACCUGUGGUGCUGUAGGAGCUCCUUUCCUCUCCGCCCAGUCCCAGUCGGCUGGGAGCUCUGAUCUUCUGGCGACUUUCUAUUCUCCUUACUUUACCGUCCUUGUUGUUCCGUGAUUUGUAUAUCCAGGCUUUAUUUAGGACCACAGUGUCCUUGAUAACGGAAGUUUCCUAUCUCACAAGUAUCCUGUAGCUCUUGUUUGUGACCACGUUUCUUUAGUGAGUAGUUAUUUUCCGGUUUGGGCUGUGAAUAGAGUAACUCCUGUGUUGUGACACAAGCAACUCCUUUUAAACUGCAUAAUUGUUCCGUAGUGUUUUCUUAUGUCGAAAAAUUUCCUGAUCGGGACAAAAAAAGAGCUCAGGUAAGAUCCCCCGUCUGCCCAGACCACAGCUGAAGAGAGCGUUUCUCUGAGCCGUGUAAGCGGGGAUGGAGGAAGUCUCUAAGCCUCUCCCUGCUGUGGCUGUCCAGGCUUCGGAAGAACAAGGGGAGAUUAUCAAAGUAAAGGUUAAAGAAGAAGAUCACGUUUGGGAUAAAGAGUCCUGCCAGCAGAAGAAUUUGUCUGAUUCCAGGGAAGUGUCUCGUCAGCGCUUCAGGCAAUUCUGCUAUCAGGAGACACCUGGGCCCAGGGAAGCUCUGAACCAGCUGCGGGAACUUUGCCAUGAGUGGCUCACACCAGAGAUACACACCAAGGAGCAGAUCCUAGAGCUGCUGGUGCUGGAGCAGUUCCUGACCAUCCUGCCAGAGGAGCUGCAGGCCUGGGUGCAGGAGCAUCACCCAGGAAGUGGGGAGGAAGUGGUGACUGUCCUGGAGGAUUUGGAGAGAGAGCUUGAUGAACCUAAACAGGUCUCACAGGACACAUAUGAGCAGGAAGUUCCUGUGGAAGAAAUGGCUCCUUUGGAUUCUACAAAGGGAGUCUUACAUACCCAGCUCCAGUUUAUGGAAGGCAGAAUGGAAUGUGAAUCUCCAGAACCACACCCACCUCAAGAUAAAGAGUCAUUUUUGUGGCUUUCCAUGAUGUCUCCAAGCAUGGGUGAUGAUAACCUCAGUAACCUAGAUACUUACGAAGGAGAAAUUGAACCAGAAAAUAUGAGAAAAAAAUUCUUCAAAACCUUAGCAGUGUUACUGGAAAACAAAAGUAGUAACAGUAAGAUGUUUUCUAAAGCAAAGUAUUGUCAAUUGAUAAGGGAAGUAAAAGAGGCUAAAACUAAGACAAAAAAGGAAUCAGUGGACUACCGUCGCUUGGCUAAGUUUGAUGUGGUCCUUGUUCAUGGAGAUGAAAAGUUGAUUGAGGCUGUAACUGAUGUAAGAGGUAGAAGACGGUAUUAUUUACACAGUGAGGACGUAUUUGACAUUCUACAUGAUACACAUCUUAGCAUUGGACAUGGUGGAUGUGCCCGUAUGGAAAAAGUGUUACAAGCAAAAUAUAAGAACAUCACCAAAGAAGCUAUAAUGCUAUACCUGACACUCUGCAAACCAUGCCAACAGAAACCUUCCAAGUUCAAGAGAGCUCUAACAUCAAAACCAAUUAAGGAAAUUAACUCAAGAUGUCAGGUAGAUCUCAUAGACAUGCAAUCAAAUCCUGAUGGGCAGUAUAAGUUUAUUAUGCAUUACCAAGACCUUCACACAAAGUUAAAUUUUUUGCGGCCAUUGAAAUCUAAAAAGCCUAAGGAAGUUGCAGAUGCUCUUUUAGAUAUUUUUACAAUUACUGGAGCACCCAGUGUGUUACAAUCCAACAAUGGGAGGAACUUUGCAAGGCAGAUUGUUAAUAAACUCAGUGAUACUUGGCCAGAACUCAAAAUUGUCCAUGGGAAACCUCAGGCCUGCCAAAACCGGAGUUCUACAAAACAAACUAAUGAAGAAUUCCAAAAGAGAAUUUUCUCCUGGAUGCAAGCAAACAAGUCCUCACACUGGGCUGAAUUUUUGUGGUUCAUUCAGAUGACCCAAAACAAACCCUAUCACAGAGGCAUGCAACAGACUCCAUGUAAAGGUACAUUUAGUUCUGAAGCUAAACUGGACCUGUCCCAUUCUCAUUUAACUGAAGAACUUGUUUCCAGACUGCACACAGAGAAUGAAUUAGAUCAGGCCAACAAAGAGUUAGAAAAUACUUCGAGAGCCCAGUAUGAAGAAAACAUUGAGACUAAAACAGAUAGUAGUGAUCUUGAAGAAAAUAUUUCUAUCCCCAAGGUUGCUGAGAAAGACCUUCCUGAAAACAGGUUAAGAUUUUUAUCCUGUGUAGUUUGUGAAAAAGAAUGCACAGGUGCUCAUAAUUGCAUAUCCUGUCUUGGAAAUGUCCAUGCAACCUGUGGAGUUCCUUCUCAACAUGAGGCUGAGAGCUAUGGUCAUCACAUAACUUGUAACCUUUGUUAUAAGAAAAGUACAAUGAAAAGGAAACAUGAUGACAUUCAAAGUGGUUUGCCUGUUCAACCCUCCAAAAUGUUAAAAACAUCAGAGACACUGUUUUCACCACACAUGGUAGGAGACUGGAUGGCGAAACAAACUGCACUGGACUUUUUCGUCAAGAAAAAACACACCUUUAAUGAAUGCAGCAGUGUUAAAAGAAGUGGUAACAAUAUCAAUCAUUCCAAAGAAGUAAAAGCCAAAAGAAUUCAUACUAGUUUUACUCGGAAAUAUCAUCCCUCAUAUAUUGAGUUUGGUUUUGUAGCUACAAUUGAUGGCGAAGUACUAAAACCACAGUGUAUUAUUUGCGGAGAUGUAUUGGCUAAUGAAGCAAUGAAACCAUCAAAACUUAAGCGGCAUUUAUAUUCAAAACAUAAAGAAAUAAGUUCACAACCAAAAGAAUUCUUUGAAAGAAAGAGUAAUGAAUUAAAACGUCAACCAAAGCAGGUAUUCAGCAUUUCCCAUAUAAACAUUAAUGCUUUGCGGGCUUCAUAUAAAGUAGCACUUCCAGUUGCUAAGUCUAAAACACCAUACACGAUUGCUGAGACCCUAGUGAAAGACUGCAUCAAAGAGGUUUGCUUGGAAAUGUUGGGUGAAUCUGCAGCAAAGAAGGUAGCUCAGGUACCACUUUCCAAUGACACCAUAGCUCGACGUAUUCAGGAACUGGCUCUUGAUAUGGAAGACCAACUCAUAGAACAAAUAAAGCUAGCAAAGUAUUUUUCAUUACAACUUGAUGAAUGCAGAGAUAUUGCUAACAUGGUUAUUCUUUUAGUCUAUGUGAGGUUUGAACAUGAUGAUGAUAUAAAGGAAGAAUUCUUUUUUUCAGCCUCUUUACCUGCAAAUGCAACUAGCUCAGAACUGUAUGAAGCUGUAAAGAAUUACAUUGUUAACAAAUGUGGCUUGGAAUUUAGGUUUUGUGUAGGAGUAUGUUCUGAUAGUGCAGCUUCAGUGACAGGAAGACAUUCCAAAGUGGUUACCCAGAUUAAGGAACUUGUACCAGAAUGUAAAAUAAUGCAUUGCUUUAUUCACCAAGAUGGUCUUGCUAUGAAAAAAAUAUCAGGUGAACUGAAUAGUGUGCUUACCGAUGUAGUGAAAAUAGUGAAUUAUGUAAAAUCUAAUGCACUAAAUUCAAGAUUAUUCUCUUUAUUAUGUGAUAAUAUGGAAAUUGAUCAUAAGCAACUGUUAUUGCACACUGAGAUACGAUGGUUAUCACGGGGAAGAGUUCUGUCAAGAAUAUUUGAAAUACGAAAUGAAUUCCUAGUGUUUCUACAAAGCAAAAAACCUGUUUGGUUUCAACUUUUUAAAGAUGUGAAUUGGAUAGCCAGACUUGCGUAUUUGUCUGAUAUCUUUAGUAUUUUUAAUGAUCUUAAUGUGUCUAUGCAAGGAAAGAGUUCAACAUGUUUUUCAAUGGCAGAUAAGAUUGAAGGACAGAAACAAAAGUUAGAAAGCUGGAAAAACAGAAUCUCCACAAAUUGCUAUGACAUGUUCCAUAAUUUAACAACGAUUAUCAAUGAAGUAGGUAAUGAUCUCCAUAUGGCACAUCUGCAAAAAGUUAUUAAUGAACAUCUUACAAAUUUGUUAGAGUGUCUUGAAUUUUAUUUUCCAUCUAAAGAAGAUCCACGUAUAGGAAAUGCAUGGAUCCAAAAUCCAUUUAUUUUAUCAAAAGAUAAUUUAAAUUUAACUGUAACCCUACAAGACAAGUUGUUAGAGCUGGCUGCUGAUGAAACAUUGAAAAUAAAAUUUGAAAAUACAGCAUCACUUGCUUCAUUUUGGAUAAAAGUGAAAAAUGAAUAUCCUGGGCUUGCUGAGAUUGCUUUAAAAUCUCUUCUUUUAUUCCCCUCAACAUACCUCUGUGAGACAGGGUUCUCUACUUUAAGUGUUAUUAAAACAAAACAUAGAAACAGUUUAAAUAUACAUUAUCCCCUGAGAGUAGCACUGUCAUCAAUUCAACCUAGACUAGACAAAUUAACAAGUAAGAAGCAAGCUCACUUAUCACAUUAAAAACUUUAAAUAUUGAUAUAUAAGGAGGUCAUUCAAAGUAUGCAUUUAGAUUUUAGAGUGAACAAUUUGCUAUUUCACUUUAAUCAUUCUAUUUAGUUACAAUUAUGGAAGCAUGAAAAGUUUGGGAAAAAUCUUUAUAUCAAUUGCCUAUAUGUACACUUCUAAUGAGCAAUUUAUACAGUUUUUAUAAUUUUCCUUUUAUAUUGACAAUGUAAAUUUGUUGACUAGUAUUAAAAUUUUUCAUCUU